CCCAUUUGAUUCCAAUCCCCCCUUCCUGAGCUUGAAACAAUAAACCCCAGAAAACCAAAACCCCACUUUUAAGUUAAUUGCUGUGAAUAAUCAUCAGUUAGCUGUUUCACAAAAAUUCAGAGGUGGUUUUUCUCAGAUUUUGUGGGGAAGACAAUGAAAGUCAAGCUCUUGCGUAUCCUUCUCAUAAAUGUGGUGCUUUGUGUGAUAUCAUUAUUAGUUUAAUGUAUUGAUUUGAUUUCACAAUUACAGAAAGAUAUGCUUUUUAUUAGUUUCUCUUUGGGAUAUCUUAUAUGGGUUGAGCCGUUGAGGCAACUGGGGGCUUGGGUGAAUUAUGUGAAUCAAAUUUGAUACACAAUCUUACCCUUAUUGAGUAACUCCCAAGGUUGCUGAGCAAUAACUUUUGUUAUGUCUCUGAUAUUCUGUCUGAUUCAGCAUUGUCUUGCAAUCGAAUCUUUCUUGGACAAUUGUUACUGUUUCUGGAAGACAUAAUUUGUUUUAUGAGUAAAUUUGAGGUAAUUAUGGAUUAAAGAUGUCAUUUUUAUUGCGUUUAGCUUUCUACUGUCAGUGAUCUUUUCCAUGAGAAUAUUAUUUGCCUUUUUAAAAUGUUGGGACUGAUCCUGUUACUGGGAGGGAAAUCUUCAGUGUUGUUUCAAUGUUUAAAUAUUAUUUUGAAUAUAUUUGUUCCCAAUUUGACAUUUUGAGCUUUCUGAGAAAACAGUUUUCUCUUGACUUAUCUUCUUUCUGGUUGUUGACCACUGCUUCCAAACAGAGUAUGUUCUCUUUAUCCUUUGCAUAUCUGUUUUGUUUCAAGUGUUGUGAGCUUGGAAUUAAACAUCUGAUACAGGCUAAUGAGUGGCAUGCUGUUGCAUCGUGGACUUGGGAUGCUCAAGAUGAAACAUGUGGGAUCUGUAGGAUGGCCUUUGAUGGCUGUUGUCCUGAUUGUAAACACCCUGGAGAUGAUUGCCCCUUAAUUUGGGGUGUAUGCAACCAUUCCUUCCAUCUUCAUUGCAUCUUGAAAUGGGUAAAUUCACAGACUUCUCAAGCACAUUGUCCCAUGUGCCGUAGAGAAUGGCAGUUUAAAGGAUGAAGAAAUCUACUUCCAUCCCAAUUUUUUUUUCCCUUUUUCUUUGUUGUUGUCACUAUUAUUCCUUGUUGGUAUCUUUCUUCUGCAGUGAACCAUAGAAAGAUCAACUUCAGGUUUUCUUUACGUUUUGUUCUUUUAACAAUUGUUCCUGUAAUAUUCAAUAUCAUAUUAUUGCAACUCUUGUCAUUUCUGGAUGUGAACAUUUGGAGUUUGUUAAUAAUAUGUAAUAUCAGAGAUUGAUCUUCCUAUUUA
Messenger RNA from Hevea brasiliensis (rubber tree), 1336 nucleotides. RefSeq names its product anaphase-promoting complex subunit 11. Lineage: Eukaryota; Viridiplantae; Streptophyta; Magnoliopsida; Malpighiales; Euphorbiaceae. Gene Ontology annotation, biological process: positive regulation of mitotic metaphase/anaphase transition; anaphase-promoting complex-dependent catabolic process; protein ubiquitination. The transcript is spliced from 4 exons. The coding region runs from base 653 to 1087 and encodes 144 amino acids. Gene Ontology annotation, cellular component: anaphase-promoting complex; nucleus. Gene Ontology annotation, molecular function: cullin family protein binding; zinc ion binding; ubiquitin protein ligase activity. The record is from RefSeq and is a predicted model, not a curated record.